AUGGUUAAUAGAGAGCCAUUGUCGAAUCUAAACGACCCCGUUUUGAAGACUAGAAUCUCAUUGGAAGAGGGUUUUGUUGAACAAAAUGCUACAGUACCAAGUCCUGGUACUCAAUUUCCUGAUUCAGAAGCCGAUGUACUCCAAUUUAAAAGCAAUAAAAAUAUGCCAGAGGAAAAGCUUCUUGGUGGACUUCUGAGUUCAGGAUUCAAUGAAUCUUCUUGCUUAAGCAGAUAUAAAUCCUUCUUAUUCCGAAAAAUUUCACCCCACAACCCUUCCAGCUUCCUCCUCUCCAAGCUUAGAGCUUAUGAACAUCUUCACCGGCGCUGCGGUCCACUUACAGAAUCCUACAAAAAAACCCUGGAGCACCUAGUUUCAGGAAAUUUUUCAAUCCCCUCAGGCUGUAACUAUGUUGUUUGGAUUGCCUACAGUGGCCUGGGAAACAGAAUAAUGACCAUAACUUCAGCUUUUCUUUAUGCACUUGUUACAAAUAGAGUUUUACUUAUCGACCAGCAGCCUGAAAUGGCUCAUCUCUUCUGUGAGCCCUUCCCGGAUACAUCCUGGUUACUGCCUGUUGAUUUUCCCUUCAAGAAUGAAUUCAAAAACUUUGAUCAAAAUUGUGUUCAGAGUUAUGGCAACAUGUUAAAGUAUGAGAAGAUAGAUUCCUUGUCAAACAAGUUAUUGUCAUCGAAUCCUUCAUAUCUAUAUAUUCAUCUUGCUGAUGAUUCGGACAAACAUGACAAGCUUUUUUUCUGUGAUGAGCACCAAACCAAUUUCAAAAAAAUCCCUUGGUUGUUUAUUAGAUCAGAUAGAUAUUUCGUUCCAUCUUUAUUCUUGAUUCCCUCUUUCAAACAACGACUAGACAUGUUAUUUUUCAAUAAAGAAACAGUUUUUCACCAUCUAGGGAGGUAUCUUUUUCACCCUUCAAAUCAAGUUUGGGGAUUAAUUACAAGGUAUUAUCAAACUUACAUGGCCAAGGCUGAAGAGCAAAUUGGUAUCCAAAUAAGAGUAUUCAGAACUGCAACAACUCCACAUCAAGCUGUUUUAGAUCAAGUCUGGGCCUGUACUAUGAAGGAGAAACUUCUCCCGGAAGUAGACUACUCGAAAUCUAUAUCUACAUCUCCAGCUAAAAACAUGAACAAAGCAAAAGCUGUAGUUAUAACAUCCUUAUAUCAUGAGUACUUUGAGAAUAUAAGCAACAUGUAUUGGAUUUACCCAACUGUGAGUGGUGAAGUGAUUGAGGUUUAUCAGCCAAGCCAUGAAGGACAUCAAAACAUUGAGAAUAAUCUGCACAACAUGAAGGCAUGGGCUGAGAUGAAUCUGCUCAGUAUGUGUGAUGUUUUGGUGACUAGUGCUUGGUCAACUUUUGGGUAUGUUGCUCAGGGCUUAGCAGGUUUAAAGCCAUGGAUUUUGCACAAUAUUGAGAAGAGAAAAGCCCCAGAUCCUCCUUGUUCACGAGUUGUGUCUAUGGAGCCUUGUUUCCAUUCUCCUCCAGUUCAUGAUUGCAAGGCAAAGACUAGGGUUGAUUCUGGUUCUCUUCUUCCUCAUGUGAGGAACUGUGAGGAUAUGCAUCAGGGGAUUAAGUUAUAUAAUCAUCAUGAAUAACGAAAGAGUUUAUGAUACAGUGAAGCAUCACUUUGCUCAUACAACAGAACAGAAAUGGAAGAGUGAACUGCAGUAUUUCCUGCAAGUAAGUUUUGGUAGCAGAGAAUAACUGAUUGAUACAAAGUUAACUUGAAUUCACUGGUGUGAGUAAAGUGUUGCAAGUCGCAAUCCUGUACAUAAAUAUGAGGGCAAGAAAACUUGUAUAGCUAUAAUGUGUAUUUCAAUCUUUCUUUGAUAAUUUUU
This is a messenger RNA of Mangifera indica (mango), 1845 nucleotides long. Its product is annotated as galactoside 2-alpha-L-fucosyltransferase-like. Gene Ontology annotation, biological process: cell wall biogenesis; xyloglucan biosynthetic process. The coding region runs from base 1 to 1602 and encodes 533 amino acids. Gene Ontology annotation, molecular function: galactoside 2-alpha-L-fucosyltransferase activity. Gene Ontology annotation, cellular component: membrane; Golgi apparatus. NCBI's taxonomy places the organism in Eukaryota, Viridiplantae, Streptophyta, Magnoliopsida, Sapindales, Anacardiaceae. The transcript is spliced from 2 exons. The record is from RefSeq and is a predicted model, not a curated record.